Molecule: messenger RNA, 2045 nt
Organism: Coccomyxa subellipsoidea C-169
Lineage: Eukaryota; Viridiplantae; Chlorophyta; Trebouxiophyceae; Coccomyxaceae
Product: FAD/NAD(P)-binding domain-containing protein
Exons: 11
Coding region: 37-1623 (528 amino acids)
Molecular function (GO): flavin adenine dinucleotide binding; NADP binding; N,N-dimethylaniline monooxygenase activity
Source: RefSeq, a predicted model, not a curated record
GCUUGAUGCCUUCACAUAAAGGAUUAUAUAGCGCAGAUGCACGUUGCUGCCCAGCGCUCACCUAGAUUCUUCUUGUCCAAGGUCCUUGGACCCAGGAUCGUCCCUACAGAGUACCGGAGUCUCGUCAUUUUUGGUGCUCAAAAGCUCACUACAAGGGCAGCGACGAUGAAUGGGAGAGAUCACACAACGGAGUCUUUGAAAGUGGCAGUCAUUGGGGCAGGGGCAGCGGGGCUGGUGACAGCAAGGGAGCUGAGAAGGGAAGGCCAUGAACCGGUCAUUUUUGAGCAGGGCAGCAAAGUGGGCGGCGUGUGGGUGUACACCGACAAAGUGGAGGAACCCCAUGGCGCAUCAAGCCGAAUAGGCGCGGCCGAGGAGCGCGUGCACAGCAGCAUGUAUGCUGGGCUGCGCACCAACCUGCCACGAGAAGUGAUGUCAUACACCGACUUCCCCUUCACCCGCUCCUGGGGUGAUACUCGCCGAUUCUGCGGCCACGCAGAGGUGGAGGCUUAUCUCGAGGCGUUUGCAGCGGCGUUUGAUCUUGAGAAGUACAUCCGCUUUAACACCCCUGUGCUAAGCUUGACACCCUGCGAGGCCGGCAGCCCUCCUCGAGCAAGACUUGGCUCGGACACUGCGCCCACAAAUGGGCACCAGGCCGGCCAUCAGAGGGAAGCCAUGCCGGUAUUCGAUGCUGUGAUUGUCUGCAAUGGACAUUACAGCGAUCCCCGGAGGCCGGACAUCCCGGGGAUGGCUGAAUUCCCUGGGCGGCUGCUGCACAGUCACAGCUACCGGCGGAACGAGCCCUUCGAAGGGAUGACAGUGGUGGUGAUCGGCGCAUCGGCCUCGGGGGAAGACAUCAGCCGAGAAAUAGCGCAUGUCGCCGACAAGGUGUACCUCUGCGCGAGGAGCUGGCAGAACCCGGCGUGGGCGGCCGAGACGGUGGAGCCGUUUGGGGCCCGGCGCAAUAUCUGGCGGCGGGGCGUUCCCUCCCGCCUGCACCCAGACGGCGGCGUCACCUUCCAGGGUGGCAAAAGGGUGGAUGCGGUUGAUGUGGUCAUGUUCGCCACCGGCUACUGCUACAGCUUCCCCUUCCUCGCCGACACACGAAUUGACGGCGCCGAGAUAGUCACCGUUGAGGACAAUAGGGUCUCUCCGCUGUACAAGCACAUAUUCCCUCCAUCAACCGCACCCACCCUCUCCUUCGUGGGCCUCCCCUGGAAGGUGGUCCCCUUUGCACAGUACGAGCUGCAGGCGAAAUGGAUUGCGCGCGUGCUGUCGGCUCGCGUCAGCCUGCCAGGUCAGCGGCACAUGCUCGCUGACAUCAGCGCCUUCUACGCUGACCUGGACAAAGAGGGCGUUCCAAAAAGGCACACGCACAUGCUGGGGGACAAGCAAUGGGAGUACAACGACUGGCUGGCUGCUGCUUGUGGGCCAGAUGUGACACCACUGCCACAGUGGCGCCCAAAAAUGUACAAGGUGGCAGGUGACACAAAGCGUGCCGUUCCUGAGACAUACAGGGACGUGUGGCCUGAAGCAGAGCUUUUGGCAGAGGCUGCAGCUGAAGCAAGCCGGCUCGGAGCGCCAGUAGAAAUUCAAAAUCAGAUCGCCAAAACCACAGUGGUGUAAGUUUCUGGGAGGGGAUACAGCGACAGCCUUUAAGAAUUGAGUGGAAAGGGGGUAGCGAUAGCAUCUAGCCUGAUUUGGGCUGAAGGAUGUCACAUCGUUUGUGCACUGCUGAGUCAGCAGUGUCAAAGGUGGGAAUGGAUAUCUGCUUAGCUAGCUAUAAACAGCAUUGAGGGAAGUUCUGGUUGUGCUGGUGUGACAUUGUUUACUCUUGACUCAGGCUGCCACGCCAGAAUAGGGCGCCACAGCACUUGCCAGCACUGCAAACCAUGCCAUCAGUAAUUCAGAUCUGAUAUCAUCGAUGUGGCAAGCUGAAGCGCCUUCUGAAGAAAUUUGCACUGCAGUGGUGGUGCUAGUUCCAUGUGCAAUCAGUGCAUUCAGCUCAAACUUCCUAACCGUUGCGUAAAAUCUAAGAUAAUGGGCCU